Eucalyptus grandis is the source of this 2179-nucleotide messenger RNA. RefSeq names its product calmodulin-binding protein 60 D-like. Bases 49 to 1929 code for a protein of 626 amino acids. The record is from RefSeq and is a predicted model, not a curated record. Gene Ontology annotation, cellular component: nucleus. Gene Ontology annotation, biological process: regulation of salicylic acid biosynthetic process. The transcript has 10 exons. NCBI's taxonomy places the organism in Eukaryota, Viridiplantae, Streptophyta, Magnoliopsida, Myrtales, Myrtaceae. Gene Ontology annotation, molecular function: DNA-binding transcription factor activity; calmodulin binding; sequence-specific DNA binding.
CCAGACAUUUGCUUCUCGUUGAGCUCCAGAAACGAGAAGGGAAAAGCCAUGGGGAAGCCAAAGAGAGCUUUGCCUCCCUCUUCAUCUUCAGGUCAACCAAGUCAACCCAAGAGGCCAUGCGUGCCUCCAAUCGAUCAAGCAUGGAACGGGCCCGAAAUGAAUCCUGUGCCGAGUUGCUGUUUGACUUGCUGUUUGACAAAGGAGGAUCUGCGGAGUAUGUUCAAAGAAGAGCUGGAGAGUGCUAAAUCUGACUGGGCCGAAUAUUUUCAAAGUUGCAUCUGGAAUGCUCUCAAAGAUUUAGUGCCACAGAUGCGCUCAGAGAAUGAUUUUCAGAGAUUGAUGGAAGCAGUGGAGCUUGGAAACAUUCAUUCUCCCCAACGUGCAAGGGCUAAUGCUAAUUCUACGGGAGAGAAUGAUGUGAGAGACUUACGGCUUCAAAUUCAAACCAAACUGUCAGAUUCUCUAUUUACUGGACAGAAACUAGAAGGAGUGGGGGGUGCUCACAUUUCCAUUGCCUUGAUCAAUGCAAAUACAGGGGAUGUUGUUAGAUCAGGCCUGGAAUCCUCCAUUAAGUUGGACAUCGUCGUGCUCGAAGGUGACUUCAACAAAGACGAUGAGGAUAACUGGACCCAAGAAGAGUUUGAGAGCCACGUGGUUAAACAACGUGAAGGAAAGAGGCCGCUUUUGGCUGGAGAUCUCGUAGUGAAGCUCAAGGAAGGUGUUGGGGAGAUAGGAGAACUGAUGUUUACUGACAAUUCCAGUUGGAAUAGGAGUAAAAGAUUCAGGAUAGGGCUUAAGGUGGCAACGGGUUUUUGUGGGAAUACACGAAUCCGAGAAGCCAAAACAGAUGCCUUCCAAGUCAAGGAAAAUAGAGGGGAAGCAUACAUGAAACAUCAUCCACCUGCAUCUGACGAUGAGGUUUGGAGGUUGGAGAACAUUGCCAAAGGUGGGAAAUCUCACCAAAAACUGAGUGAUGCUGGAAUAUAUAAAGUGGAAGACUUUCUACUGCAACUGUUCACGGACCCCGAGAAAUUGAGAGAGAUUCUCGGAAAGAGCAUAACAGAGAAGAAGUGGGAUAGCCUGAUACGCCAUGCAAAGACUUGCGAAACAAAGUGGAAACUUUACUUGGACUAUCCUGAUGGCGUGACGAAGCAUGGUGCUGUAUUCAACACUGAUGGUCAACCAAUCGGCCUAGUCAAAGACACGGAAUAUUUUGCUACUCAUCGACUUUCUGCUCAAGAGAAGGUGUGUUUUUCCCAGGAACAUGGAGAUGCAAUUGUGAAAAAGGCCUUGGCUAACUGGAAUGAUGUGAGAGAGUUCAAUGGUGAGACGUUCUCUGAUUCAAUGAGGCGCAACCCUGUUCAACGUUAUUUGGCUCCACCAAUCUUUCCUGCCCCGUUUGGUCUGGAAGCUCCUCCGGCAAAUGUGAGCUCCACUGCUGAAGGACUCAAUGGUGCAACGGCUUUGGUAUUGCCGUUUCAAUCACCAAAUUUUCCUCCAGCUGCACAUCAGCCCAUGUCUGCAGACCGCUCGAAUGUUCAGAUUCCUCCAGGAUUUCAUGAUAGUACUUCUGCCGGAUUGCCAACACAGCCCCUUGGUAUCAAUGUACAGAAUGCCAUACGUCGCCAAAUGAUCGGUUCUUCGAGCCCAAUGGACAAUGGAGGAUAUGAUAAUGUUCUUCUUGAAGGCGAUCAUGUGAUGGAAGAGAUCCAAUCAAUUGAUCUUGAUGCUUUUGAGAAAUGGUUUGCUGAAAGCACACCAUGUAAUGACCCGUUAUCCGAUAAUGGUUUUGUUAGGGGAACCGGCAGAGGUGUUAUUGGCUGGCUCAAGAUAAAGGCGGUGCUGCAGUGGGGGUACUUCAUCAGGAAGACAGGUGUCAGACUCGUGGAGUUAGACCAACCAACUAUCGAAGUCCGGGCUUGUUCAUAGUUCUUUCUUCGCUUUAGGGAAGAUGAUUAUAUUCCUGAUAGAAAUGAUGGUAAUUCUUUCUUAAAUGGUGGUAUUAUUUCAUUGGUAAUAUUCUUCAUCUGUAUAUAGAACAGCUUUGUCAAAGCCUUCUUAAGCGACUACUUUUUUUCGUUGAAAAGUGUCUCUCUACCUCAGUUCUUUCGACAUCUUUCUUCAGGAAAGUUCUCUGAUGUAUCACAUGUAAGGAAUGCAAGGUCAUACCAUUCAAAGA